AUGUUAUCAAAGUUGGAGAUCACAUGCGAUUUCAAAGACAACGGUUGUCCAGUAGUGGUCAGUUUCGGACAGUUGUCUGAGCACAGCCUCAAUUUAAAAAAGUUUAAUUUCAUGAAUACAUUGCAGCCAAAUGUGGAGCGCAAGCCUGCGUUUCUACCGCUACCUAAGACAUCACACAUAAUGGAAGUGACAGAAUAUGAGGCAAGAGUAAUGUGUAGAAAUCAAUCCGUUGUCAUACAAAUCGUGGAAAACAACAUGAAUGAGGAGAUGACAGGAAUGGCAAUGAAUAUAAUCAGUCAACAGAUCCACGGCUACUCGAGUCUUGCGUUGAUUUGCGAGAAAAUUGUCCACAAAAUGAAUGAUACGUUUGGCAGAGAGUGGCACUCGAGCGCUGACUUCAGGAGUGGCAGCAAAUCCUACACUGAAUUCAAAUCACAAUUUGAUAUCAAAAUACAAUUUGGUUUACUAUACCUUCACGUCUAUCAGACAUAUUAUGAGGCCUCGGAAGAGGAGAUAAUAAUAUCGGCGAGAAUCGAACAAAAACUGUUGGCAAGUGUUCAGACACAACUCAGACAACACAACACUAUUUCACUCAUCUGUAAGAAUAUUGUCAACGAAUUGAAUGAGGAAAUGGGUCUCAAUUGGCACUGUUAUGCCACACAUACACCACAAACACAUCCAUUUCAAUCUGCCUUUACUUAUGAGAAGGGAUUCCUCAUUGAAAUGCAAUUCAGUUCAUUAAGCUAUGUUUUAAAUGCCAUUGUGAAAUUCUUACUAUUACCAUUGGGAAAGUGGUCCAAAAUGCCCGGGUACGAAAUUGAGAGGUUUCCCAACCUGUCGGCCAAUGAGAAGUCCGAGUAUACGUGCUCUAUAUGUCAGGACAUANCGACCCAGUGCUGUCUCCAGACAUUCUGCGAGGAAUGCAUCACUAAUUGGCUCAAAAACAAUACUACCUGUCCUUACGAUCGCAAGACAUUGACUCCUAAAGACUUGUCACGACCACCAAGAGUUUUGAUGAAUAUGUUGGGAAAACUGAAAAUCCGAUGCGAUUUCAAAGACAAGGGCUGCAAAGAAGUGGUCAAUUUGGAGGACCUGAGCCAACAUGCGGUCAAAUGUAAAUAUAAUGUGGAGACAAAGUCGGGCCACGACUGUAUCAAAUCAUUGCUUGAUUUGAACCGUAAGGCUAAUGAGGAAAUCAAUGCAUUAAAACGCAAUCCAUUGCCCACCAGUCCUCCCAUCAGACAACCAGCACCGGCACCACCACCAGUGGCUGCAGUACCGGCCAGACCCGUGAGAUCUGUCCAACAGUCCUGUUAUUAG
Molecule: messenger RNA, 1320 nt
Organism: Oppiella nova
Lineage: Eukaryota; Metazoa; Arthropoda; Arachnida; Sarcoptiformes; Oppiidae
Source: the annotation of a GenBank genome assembly